AUGGCACCCAUCACUCAUCAUGAGUCCGCAGGGAGCACCAGCAGCAACAGCUCAGAGGACGAUGCUGCAAAGAGACAAUCAGCACUGACCAUGGUUCCUCGUCGCAGCCAAGCUGCCGAUGACGAUGAUGAUAACGAGAAAGCUGGUGACAAGGGCAAGCGUGGGUCGGCGCCCAGCUCGGAAGAAGGCCAUGCGGAGUCCGACAAGGUGCUGGACGAAAAGGCGAAUGCCAGACAAGCGGACGUCACACCGGAGCAGUUUGUCUACCAGCCCGGGCAACGGAACCUGGUGCACAUCAAGCAACGCGAACGUUUCUACCAAUUUUGGAGACCUCGUCAUUUGCCACCUCCGCCUCCUGCCUCGAUGGACGAUGCCAAGUUGAUUCCCCUCGCUACCGCCAAUCUCUUUUCGCAAAUGACCUUUUGGUGGGCCAACCACAUUAUGAUUUUGGGCUACCAAAGAGCGCUAGAAGCUACAGAUUUGUGGAAGUUGGAGCCUCAAAACGAGCCGGAUGUAUUGAGCGACAAGCUGCUGGAAUCGUGGGACCGUCGCGUGGCGGAAGCCGAGGCUUACAACGCCAAACUUGUGAGCGGAGAGAUGGCCGUCGGUUGGAAGAGGAGAACAAAAUGGAAGAUUGCUGCUGCGCUCGGAAAAGGUCCAAAAGGCGGCUUGGCAGAACGAGAAAAGCUCUGGCGAGCUCCUCACCCUCCAGCUCCUAGACCCAAGGCUCCCGCUGGUAAGCCUGCACCUGGCAGCAAACCCCCGCCUCCGCCCAAGAGGCCGCAAUCUUGGAGCGGUCACAUGGAACCGUCGCUCGCGUGGGCUGUGUUGGACCAAUUCAAGGCGAGAUCCUUGUUGGCAAUCUUUGUCAAGCUCAUUGCAGAUGCAGUGGAGGAUGAAAUCGGUGGCCAAGCUCAAAUGACGUCGCCGCUUCUAAUCCGCACCAUCGUCGACUACUCUGGCAAGGCAUACGCACACUUUCAACUACCGCAGGCUUUCCCAGCACCCAAUGUCGGAGUUGGUGUCGCGUACGCCAUUGCCAUUUUCGCGCUCCAAAUCGUGCAAUCCAUCGCCCAGCAUGCCUUCUUCCACCAGAGCAUGACGAUGGGUGUGCAUGCGCGCACUGCCUUGAUCUCGGCCAUGUUCAAGCGCGCCACGAAAGUCGGAGCAAAGGACCGAUCACCCGGCCGCCUACUCACCAUGGCGUCGACCGACGUCUCGCGCAUCGACUUUGCUUUCCAAUGGGGCCUGCUUAUGUUCACAUCACCGGUGGCGUUGGGUCUGUGCCUCGGUCUGCUCAUCUGGCAAAUCAAAGAGUCCGCAUUGGCAGGCUUUGCUGUUCUGGUCUUUGCUUUCCCUGUUCAAGCCGUCAUCUUCAAGCGCUUGUUCCAAACGAGAAGCAAGAGCAUGCAAUUCACGGACAAGCGAGGGAAGCUAAUCAAUGAACUGCUCUCCUCCAUCAGAGUGGUCAAGGCUUUUGCUCAAGAGCACAUGUUCCUCGACCGCAUCGUCCAGAUUCGCCAAAAGGAGCUGCAAGGUAUCAGAGAGUUGGUCAUUUGGCGCAGCGGUCUGAUGGCCUUCGCCUUCACCCUCCCUACCAUUGCUGCCAUCGUUGGCUUCCUGGUAUACAGCGCACUCGGCAACGACGUCAGCGGUGCUGGCGCUGGACGUACAGGAGAAGUCUUUACAGCGCUGACCCUGUUCGCCCUGCUUCGCAUGCCGUUGAUGUUCUUGCCGUUGGCCAUUUCCAGUACCGCAGAUGCGUGGGCCGCCAUUGCGCGAUUGACACCCGUGUUCGAGGCGCCUUUCUUGGUUGACCGUUCAGAGAAGGACCCAGAGUCGAAAUUUGCCGUCGUCCUGGAGGACGCUUGCUUUGAGUACGAUGAGGUCGACCCCAAUGUGGCCGCCAGCGUCGAUACCGGCAAAACGAAGUCAUCUGCUACGGUCGAACCUGGCCAGACCCAGGCUGCAGAGAGCGACAAGGCAAAGCCGCCCGGCUUCAUUCGACGCCUUUUCAACUCUCGUAAUGGUGACGCGCCCAAGGCAGCACCUCCUGCGCCCAUUACCGACUUGCCGCAACCGGCUACCGCCACAGCGACUAGGCAACGCGAGACUGGCCUUGCGCUUCCACCCGCACCCGAGAAAGCUCUUGAGGACGAAGCUGAGCAGAGCGCAAAGCCGUUCAAGCUCGAGAAUCUGAAUCUGAGAGUCGCAGAGGGCGAGCUCAUCGCCAUCGUCGGACCGGUGGGUAGCGGCAAAUCGUCCAUCCUGCAAGGACUUGCUGGAGAAAUGCGACAGACGAGCGGUAGAUUGAUCUGGGGCGGCUCGGGCUCGACUGCCUACUCUGCUCAGCAGCCUUGGAUCCAAGCUGCGACUGUACGGGAGAACAUCACAUUUGGUCUCCCCUUCGAGGAGGAACGCUACUGGGAGGUCAUCAAGAUGGCUGAGCUCGAAGCGGAUCUGCUCAUCCUGCCUCAGGGGGACCUGACUGGCAUUGGUGAGCGCGGUACUACGCUCAGCGGUGGACAGAAAGCUCGUGUCAAUUUGGCCAGAGCCAUCUACUUCGAUGCCAGCACACUACUGCUCGAUGAUCCUCUGAGCGCGGUCGACCCCCACGUCGCGAAGAAGCUCUUCCAAACCAUCUUGCAGCUGCGAGCGCAGGGCAGGACGGUAAUUCUCGUCACCCACGCUGUCCACCUCUUGCCGCAGUGCGACCGCAUCGUCACCAUGCUCGAUGGUCACGUUGCGGAGCUGGGCACAUACGACGACCUUGCACACGCGGACGGUCCCUUCCAGCGGCUCAUUGAGGAGUUUGGAGGUGAGGAGGAGGAGGAGGAGGAAGAGCAUUUGGAGGAUGAAGGAGAGGCUAUUGAUGAUGUCGGUCUGGAAAAGUCUAGAGUUGGCCGCAAGAAGCUCAUCAGGCGGGAAGACAUGACGGACGCUUCUGGCGACAAGACCAAAGCCCUCAUGGAGACGGAAGAGCGCAAUACCGGGUCUAUCAGUCUCAAGGUUUACGUCGCGUACUUCAAGGCGGGUCGAGGAGAAAUUCUUGUGCCUGCCAUCAUCAUCUCGCUCAUUCUCAUGCAAGGCGCCUCCGUCAUGAACCAGUACAGUAUCAACUGGUGGCUUUCCGACACCCUUGGCUUGCCUGUGGGCGCAUAUGAAGGCAUCUAUGGCGCUCUGGGUGGCAUUCAAGCCGUAUUCACGAUGUUUAUGGGCCUGACGACUGGCUAUUUGACCUACUACUCCGCUGCUAGACUUCACAACGAUGCGAUCGAGCGCAUCAUCUACGCGCCCCUGUCCAAGUUCUUUGACGUCACGCCAAAGGGCCGCAUCCAGAACCGCUUGUCCAAGGAUGUCGACACGACGGACAAUAUUCUCAGCGACUCUUUCCGCAUGGCUGCAACUACGAUGGCGCAGGUGAUUGGAAGCAUCAUCCUGAUUGCCUACCUGACGCCUUAUUUCUUGAUCGCCGUUGCCGGUCUGCUGGUCUUCUACGGUGCUGGUGCCGCCGUCUACCGGCGAUCUGCGCGUGAGACCAAGCGUAUUGAUGCAGUGCUGCGCUCGGACUUGUACGCACACUACUCGGAGACGCUGGGCGGUAUGGCAACCGUGCGCUCCUAUGGCGUACUCAAGAGAUUCAUCAACGACCACCUUCGUCACAUGUCCCACGAAGCUCGCGCUUACUACUUUACCACCGUGAAUCAGCGCUGGCUGGGUGUCCGCCUAGACAUUCUCGGCUCCGUCCUCGUCUUUGUUGUUGCUCUGCUCACCACCGCAGGGGCUAAUUCGGGUCUGUCGCCGGCGCAGACAGGUCUGGCACUGUCUUACAUUCUCACCGUCAGUCAGAGCUUCUCGUGGAUGACGCGUCAAAUUGCAGAAGUGGAGAACGACAUGUCUUCCGUCGAGCGCAUUCACCAUUACGCCACUGCUAUCGAGCAAGAAGCACCGCAGGUCAUCCCAGAAGCCAAUCUGCCUCGAGAGUGGCCUCAACAAGGACAGAUCAGCCUUUGCGAUGUUCAGCUGCAGUACAGAGAGGGUUUACCGAUCGUCCUGAAGGGUGUCAGCAUGGACAUUCGAGCGGGCGAAAAGGUAGGAAUCGUUGGACGGACGGGUAGCGGCAAGAGCACGUUGCUGACCGCUCUGCUGAGACUGGUCGAGCUGCACGCCGGCAGCAUCACCAUCGAUGGUGUGGACAUUUCCAAGAUCGGUCUGCGUGACCUUCGUCAGAGGAUCGCUUUGCUACCGCAAGAUCCUGUAUUGUACAGCGGCACGCUGCGAUCCAACCUCGAUCCCUUCAACGAGUACGACGAUGCGAGGUUGUGGGACGCUGUACGCCGCUCUCAUCUGGUCGAAGACUCUAGUCGAGGCCAGUCGCGCGCGCCUAGCGGUCAUGCCACGCCCACGGGCAUCGCACCCGACGAAGAGGGAGCUGAAGAGAGCAACAAGACUUCCUUCAAUCUCGAGACGGCCAUCGAGGAGGAGGGUCAAAACCUGAGCGUGGGACAGCGCUCCCUCGUCUCGCUCGCCCGCGCCCUGGUCAAGGAUUCGAAGAUCAUCCUUUUGGACGAAGCGACGGCUUCUGUGGACGUCGAGAACGAUGCCAAGAUCCAGCAAACUUUGGCAGAGGCUUUCCACGAUCGCACGAUGCUGGUCAUUGCGCACCGUCUAAGGACCAUCUUGAGUCUGGACAGGGUGGCAGUGUUCGAUGCGGGCCAACUGGCAGAGUACGCUUCUCCACUCGAGCUGUUUGAUCGACCAGCUGGCAUCUUUAGGUCCAUGUGCGAGAGAGCCAACAUCCCUAGAGAAGACGUGGUCAAGGCCUCGUCGAGAACGUCCGAGUACGGACUCUAA
This is a messenger RNA of Ceraceosorus guamensis, 4854 nucleotides long. RefSeq lists its product as hypothetical. Gene Ontology annotation, biological process: transmembrane transport. The coding region runs from base 1 to 4854 and encodes 1617 amino acids. Gene Ontology annotation, cellular component: membrane. Lineage: Eukaryota; Fungi; Basidiomycota; Exobasidiomycetes; Ceraceosorales; Ceraceosoraceae. Gene Ontology annotation, molecular function: ABC-type transporter activity; ATP hydrolysis activity; ATP binding. The transcript is spliced from 3 exons. The record is from RefSeq and is a predicted model, not a curated record.